Messenger RNA from Pseudogymnoascus destructans, 552 nucleotides. RefSeq lists its product as uncharacterized. Lineage: Eukaryota; Fungi; Ascomycota; Leotiomycetes; Thelebolales; Thelebolaceae. The coding region runs from base 1 to 552 and encodes 183 amino acids. The record is from RefSeq and is a predicted model, not a curated record. The transcript is spliced from 2 exons.
AUGCUUUUGCACAUUACAGACACUGACAAAGCUGGAUCCCCACCACCAUCGAACCAGCAACAUGUCAGAUACUCCAACCCCCGCCAGCGCCUCCACCGCCCCCGACGCUCCCGCCGCCGCUACCGCGGCCACCCCCUUCUCCCGCCGGCCCCGCGUCGUGCCCGACCGCCCGUACUCCCUCGCCCCCCUCCCCUCCUCCCCUCCUCCCGCGGCUCCUCCCGCACCUUCUCCCACGCCUCCAUCCGCGUCUCCCCUGCCGUCCCCUCCGCCGUCCCCUCCGGCGCCCCUAGCCAGUCCCCCCCCGCUGCCGCCGCCGACCCCCUCGUGGGCUCUCCCUCCUCCCCCCCCCUCCCACCGGCCCGUCCCCCGCCGCGGCACCAGCACCCCCCCAAUCCCAUCCAGGUCUAUGCUGCGCCCCCUCCUCCCUUUCGCUGGCCUGUCCCCCGCCACUGGCGCAACCCCCCCCCUUUCCUGUCCUCUCCGGCUCCCCGCUGCGGCACCCCAUACCGCGACCCACAGCUCCCCGCAGAACCCCUCAACGAAUAUUUGUGA